Striga asiatica is the source of this 561-nucleotide messenger RNA. NCBI's taxonomy places the organism in Eukaryota, Viridiplantae, Streptophyta, Magnoliopsida, Lamiales, Orobanchaceae. The record is from the annotation of a GenBank genome assembly.
AUUCAGUAGCAUUUGAAAGCAAAGAAAAAAAAUAUGAAGUCCCAGCAUUUUAUUCUUCUUGCCCUUAUUGCUCUUUUUGUGUUUUCAUCUGUUUUCGCAGAUGAGCAUCAAAAUGAAAUAAAAGGUGAGGAGCCGAAAGAGAUCAACCAAGGCGGCAGAGGCGGCGGCGGUGGUUAUUGCCGCAGCAGGUACUGCUGCGGCGGAUUUGGCCGAUAUGGCUGCAACCGUUACUGCUGCCGCUCGUCCGAAAAUGGCAAGGAUGAAAUCAAGCCGGAAGGUGGAGGCGGUGGUGGGCCCGGCGGAGGUUAUGGUGGUGGGCCCGGCGGAGGUUAUGGUGGUGGAGGAUAUGGUGGCGGCGGAAAAGGCGGUGGAGGUUAUGGCGGUGGAGGUUAUGGUGGUGGAGGCAAAGGUGGCGGAGGAUAUGGUGGCGGGGGAUAUGGUGGUGGAGGCAAAGGCGGUGGAGGAUACGGUGGUGGAGGAUACGGCGGCGGCGGCAAAGGUGGCGGAGGAUAUGGUGGUGGCGGCGGAAAAGGCUGGGGACCCGAAGCAACAAAUAAUUAA